AUGGCGGAGGAGGACGCCGAUGCCGUCCUCAGCGACGUGGACGGGGAUGAAGACCCUGUGCCCAUCGUGCUUUCCGCUGGGAAGACCUCGCCGAUGUCCUCUUCUUCUGACGAUGCUGCCGUGAACCAGCGAAUCCGCGACUUACAAGCGGAGCUUGAUCGAGAGCGGCAGGCGCGUAAGGUCGCCGAGGACGCCCACGCCGACCUGCAGAACACGUUCGCCCGCCUCAAGGUCCUCGCCCACGAGGCCAUCCGCAAGCGCGAUGAGGCCCUGCGCGACAAGGAGGAGGCGGCCCGAUCCUCAGAGAGGGCUGCCGUCGAGCUUGCCGAGGCUGCGCGUUUUAAGGAGGAGAUCCUGAAGCAGAAGGAGGAGGCGACGAGGCAGUUGGACGAGGCAAUGAGGCAAAAGGACGCGUCAAGGUCGGAAAUGGAGUCUGCAGCGCAGAUGAUGGUCACAGGAAUUGAGAAGAUAUCUAGCAAGGUCGGAAGAUUCGUGAACUUUCCCGCAGGUGGGUUGCCCAGGUCGCAGAAGUACAUGACGGGGCUGCCUUCCGUCGCUUACGGGGUGAUCAAGAGAACAAACGUAAUCGUGGAGGAGCUUGUCCGGCAGGUGGAUUCUGCAGAAAAGGAUAGAAAUGAGGCCCGAGAGCUAGUGGAGCAACGCAAUUACGAGAUUGCUAUCGAGGUCUCGCAACUUGAAGCCACUAUCGCUGGGCUGAGAGAGGAGGUAUCACGAAAGUCCUCAGAAAUAGAGGAUUUUGAGAAAUCUGUGGGUGAGAAGGACGGGAAAAUCACCGAGUUGGCGGGGGAGAUAACCCAGCUCAGACUGUCCGGGGCGGAGUAUGAGGCCAAGUGGAAGGGCCUUCAAGAAAAAUUGGACUCACAGAGGUUGGUGGUCAUGGAUCUACUCAAGUAUAUCUCCCGAGCUCAUGAGCAGGUCAGUGAGAUCAUUGAGAACGCAGAGUCAAAUGAGUGGGAUCGCUCAGAAUUUUCGGAAUCACAAUUCAUGUGGAAGGACAUGGACAUGGAGGAGAACCUUCGGACAUCAUUGGAGGGGACUGUGUCCGUCUGUGAAUUGGCAAAGGUUGCCGCAGAGAAAGUGAGAACAUGUUUGGAAGAGAAGAAACAGGAAGUUGACUGUCUGAGCCAAAAGGUGGCUCAGUUGCUGGCAGAGAAAAGUCAUAUUGGGACUCUACUAAGAAGUGCAUUGUCAUCAAAGAUGAGUGAGGUAAGAAAAGUGGCUGCAAAUGGGCCGAGAGAAGCUGGUGUGGAUCUCAGAUUUGAUGAUUACGACAAAGAAGACGUUUCUAUAGGCAAGGAGGAUGAAGUUUAUAGAUUGGUAAGCAUAGUUUUACGUAAGAUAUAACUUUUUCUCAUUUUUGUUGUACCGACAUUAAUUGAUAGUGGAAAUAUCCUUGAUGUGUCCCUGGACUUCCCUCCUCUCCCUAAUGGAAAGGCUGGCGUGUUGGAGGACACAGUUAAGACAUCACAGUUGGAGAUUAUUGAGCUGCAACAUCAGGUAGAAGCACUCAGGUAACUGUCAUGUCACUUGGAAACGACAUUUUUUACAUCAGCUGGCGUGAACUGCUUUUUAUGAUAUGUCUAGUAAAGCAAGGAAAAGAAUAACAACAGAUUCGUACAAGUGCUGCUAUUCUUUCAGUUUCAUAUUAUAGUAAUUUUCUUUUGUCCACUGUUAGCAUUAUGUGAUAUAUGCAUAAUUUAUCGAGUGUUACUAGUAUAGAGAAUUCUGAGGUCUUUUGCCUUCAAUAUGAGUAUUAUGUGAUAUAUAUAUUCACUUUCUCUCUAUAGUAUGAUGUUAAUCGUCUGAGGAAAAGAGAAUGAUGUGUUGCAUUUUUAUCAGUUAGUAGAAGCUCCCCUUUUUUAACUCGAGUACUGCAUCUUAUUCAUUAUCUUCAAAUGAAAAGGCGAUGUAUUUGGAUUAUCUUAGCAUGGUGUUGAAAUGGCCAUCUGCGCAAAAGAAAUUAGUGGCGUGGUCUACACCUAGAUGGCGAAGUUUAUGCUAAUCACUCAGCCCUCAAAAAAUAAGUUUGUUUAAUUGCUUCGUUAUAUAAAUCCCGGCUGACGCUCUCACUCUAACACAAGGGACGUGUAUGACCCUUUCUCCAGAACAACAAUGCUGUGAAGGGUAAGAAAAUGCUAUAGAUUGAUAGGCCAGACUGCUGAUACUCAAGCAAAACCGGCCUUCCACCUUAAGGGAGAAAUUUGCCUCUCCAUCUUGCCAGUCUGCUUUCAAGAUUCUGUACCAUCUUUGCUGUCACUGCAACUUAUGGCACGCGUAGUUAAUGACAUACCUAGAUAAGAGUGAGGAAAUUUCCCUGCCAGCAGUCUGGUCAUCAGCACAUUUGAGGUGGGUCACAAAUAAAUUUUCUCUACAUGCUUGGAAGCAUCUGAUUCACCUAAACGCUUUUACUUCUGCUACAUUCUACUUAACACCUUGACUACGCACAAGAUCAGAGGAGAUAUGCAGUUCCCGUCUGUAAGUUGUCUCCAAAUGGAAGAAUCACAAAGGAUUUCCAUUUAUGAGGAUAGCAGAUGUCACCAAAGGAAUGUACGACGUAAAUCCAUCUCAGCAAAAUCUGUCAUGAAAGAUGACUGGUCCUAGUAUGUAAAAACAGACGCUCUCAUCUCCCAGUGACCUAAGUGUUCUGAAGACAUAACAUAAACAACACUCAUCCAGUCUAAUAUUUUUUGGGACGUAGGCAUCCAUAUGCCAUCCAAGGACAUCACAAUUGCCUUGGAUCUCUAACCAAACCUCAGAUCCAUACAACCUAAGGUUUCUGGUGUGUUUCCUCCUGUCUUCUCUAAUAUUUUCUUCUUGAUGAGAAAUUCCAUGCCCUCCAGGAGGAAACCUAGGAGAAAUUCCACACCCUCACACUUGUAUCUGAUGCCAUAAAUGCUCAUUCCCCAGUGACUGCCCUCUUCACAUGGAUGGAAAAUGCCCCCGCAAGGUUUCUCGGGUUUCUUUCAUUGCAUCAGAGAAUCCCUACUAGCCUAUGCUUGAUUCCAAUCAAAUAGGAUAAGGGGCAUGUGGCAGCUGAAAGCUGCCAUUUACUGGGCUUAAUAGCCUUAACUAGAUUGGCCAACGCUUCCAUCUUCUCCAUAGUCACUACACAUUCCAAACAUUUGAAACCUUUAAAGACUACAACAAUUUCUUGAACUUUACAACUCUCCACCUUACCUACAAUACCCCUUGAUCCCUGCCACAUUUCCUUGUCUGUUUAUUUGAAGAUCUUAUUAAAUAUUUCCACCCAGAGUUUGGAAUGAAGAAGGCAGGAAAUCCCUUUCAUUUCCUUACAUAUUGACCGAUCAUUAUUUUCAUCGCUCAUGUGAAGGUUAGCCACUGGAAUCUUCUCUUUAAAAUUCAAAGUGGCUUCUCUGAUACGAAUCUCAGCAAUCACUUGUUCUGAUUCUAAAUAUUGAUCAUUUUGAAUUAAAAUCAAACUUUUUGUGGGAAUAUUUAGAUUAUGUAAUUUCCUGACUUCCCAUAGUUAUAUACAUGUCUUGAUAUAUGAAUUCCAAUCAUGUUGAAUAUUACUUAUAAGCUCCUUGUCUAUAAUGUGGUUUGAUUUUGUAGUCCAAAUAAACCCGUACCAUGAUGUAUCUGAGUACGCAUUAGUGAAAAUAGAAUGCUUAUACUGGCCAGGAAAUUAACCACAUAUUCCAGUCAAAAGAUAGAAAUCGUUGGAAUAUUCUGAGCCCUUUCGUAAACAUUACAGAAAAUAUGAUUAAGACAUUUAUAGCAGCUAAAAAAUAGGUAUUCAAUAAAAUAUAGAAUAAAGUUACACCGUGGAUCCCACUCUAAUAGCUCCGAACGCAUACAAUAAAGUACCAAGGCUUCUUAUUCCACAGCAACAAAAGCAUUUAUUCAUUGUUUCAUAUACUACGGGAUUUCACUGGGAAAAGAAGAUGUUCCAUGCUAAUCGAUUCGUGUUUAUAACUGUGGGAUGCGAUUUUUCACCACCAACAGAGAUGGCCUUUUUUAUCACACCUUUGGUAACUUUCCUUGAUCGUGCAGAUGCUAUAAGACAAACCUGCUCUCAGAAAAUUUCCCUAUGUUCACUGAAAUUGUUUAUACCCCAGUUUUUCAUCACAGGACUGCUGAAUGCUCUCUGAAUUAGCAAUCCUUCUGGAGAUAGAUGCCUUGUCUUUUGCUUAUAUCAUGCAUUUUGUUAUUGCUUUAUCAAUACAAAGUGAAACAACUACGGUAGAUCACUAAUGAAAAUUAUAAUUGAAUCGGGAGCCACAGAGGCUGGCUUUCUAAAUCUCCACCAUUUUAUUCUACAGGAUAUCUCUCCUUCCCUUCUCUGAUCAAUUUUCCUUUCCAAAGCCGAUAUCCCGAUUUUCCUCGUUUAUAUAUCUGAUCAGAAAGGAAAUUUGGUCUUUGUAGAAGGUUCGUUGAACAUAUUUUACUAUCAUUCACUAUAGUUGGCAAAAAAGGGUUAGAAGUAAGCUGAACUCUUCUUUUUUAUGCAGUCAUUAGUUUUGUGAUGGAUGAGUGCUUAGAUAUAACAUUCUGAUAUGCGGUACACAAGUGAUGGUGCCUCUGCGAUUGGAUAUAUCAUAUCUUUUUACGCUAAAGAAAACUUAUGGUUAAGACCGUCUUACAAGUAAUGACACCAUGCCAAUGGAUAAAUAAAUAAAUAAAUUCGUACUACAGAUCUUUUCUUAGAAAGUGAAUGCGACUUUGUUUGUGCAGUCAUUUUGUUCGGCAAAUGACUUCAACCUUUAUAUUUCUAUGGAAGCAUAAGAUUUCUCAUCUUUACUAUAGCCACUGUUCAACAGCACCUUCAUGGUUCUAUACAUGUUUAGGCUCUGCUGACUGCUAUGUUGUUUCUUUUUUUUUUUUUGCACACCAUUUUACUGGAUUAAGGGCAGAAUGUAGUCUACUUAAAACACAGCUGGGUGCUCAUGCAAAAGAGAUUGGCCAACAAAAGCACCGCAUUAAAGAACUUGAGGAAAAAGAGCAUCUGGCGAAUGAAAGCGUAAUUCACAUGAACCUUCAUCCUUGUGCAUUUGUUGAAAGGGCUCCCUUUUUGUGGUAGUUCAUUAUGAGGAACUUUUUCGAUUUUUUGAUUUAGCUGGUUGAAAACAUCAUGUGUGAUUAAAGAGUUCUGAAUAUGGGCAUUUAUAGGUUGAAGGACUUAUGAUGGAUAUUGCAGCCGCAGAAGAAGAGAUUGCUAGAUGGAAACUGGCAGCAGAGCAAGAAGCUGCAGCAGGAAGAGCCAUUGAACAAGAAUUUGUGACUCAGGUAUAAACAAACUGACGUACUUGUUAGAAACCCGGGCAGGUUCUAUAUACUGUCAUUUAUGUGUGAAUAAUUUGUUUUCCCUUUGGCUGACGGAUGCCCUUCCGUCAUCAUGUUUCCUGAAAAUUUUGCAUCUUGAUAAUUCUAUGAAUGCAAUCUGAAUUUCUUGCCUCUAUGAAUGCAUGCUGUAUUUAUUAGGGUUUUCUUCUAUCCCGUGUUCAUCAUCUUUAGAAUGUAUGCAAUUGAACACCUUGUGUAAAAGAGGCCUUCAUGUCUAGUAAGUUUAAUCGGUGAUUAAUGAUCGAAGUCAAUAUCUGGUUUUAAUUAUUACUGCAUCAUGUACGAGUAGGUAAACAUUAGUUAAGGUGCAUUUAUCUAAUUUCAUAAAAAUUGAAAUCCUAAUCAAAGUUUAUUUGCCACUAUUAAUCUAAACCAGACAAAACGUACAAAGUACUAGGAAGAAAACAAAGAGAAGAGAAGACAGACAGCUGGGAGAACACACAUAAGAAGGCCAGAGGGCGUAAAUUCUUGUCUAACAUUAUGGUAGAUUAGAAGAAGAAACAAAGAAGUUAGAAAAGCAAGUCAACCCUGUACAUGAUUAUGCUCAUCAAGCAAGCCUGACGGUCACUUCUCAUUUCCAUUCCUCUAGACCAUUUGAAAACAUGCAAGAUCCCUAUGGUGAUCAUACCUUUUAUUUUUCUGAAUUUCUGUUAAAAUUUCAUGUUAAUACCCUUUCAAUUUUUUUCCCAUAUGAAAGCUGUGCUGAUUUGGCACUUUUUUCUACAUGAUUUAAAGUUUUCAACGAUUCUUUAGUUUAUUUAAGUUGAAAAUGAUUGCUUUCAAGUUCAGUUAUCUUUUAAGAUAACUUUAUUUUGGGAAGGUUUCCUCGUCUCUCUCACUCACUCUCAUCUUUCUCUUUUAUCCUUUGAGUCUGAUGAAUUUUCACAUGGAGGUCUAGGAAUUAGAUAUUUCCUCAUGAAACAAUCAUUCCAGGGUGAACACUAGAGUAAGAUGUAGUACACAUGAGAAGAAGGAUGGAGAAUCUUUGGAUUUGGACAUUUCUAUCUGACGGUGAAUUGGCAGCAAAUGGAUGUGUGCAUCCUAUGGGCGCAUGGUGGUUUUACAAGAGGAAAGAGAGUGUUAAUUUACUACGUUAAUAUCUCUUUGGAUGUGCGGUGGCUCACUGCUUAAGAAGGGCAUGGGAGGGUGGAAUUUUCAAUUUAAUUAUCUAAAUCUUGACAUGAUUGGACGAGUCUCUUUAUGGUAACUGAAAAAAAAGUAUAGAGAAUCGGGUAUCGAAUUUGGAGUUUCAGGCUUAGAUUGUGAAUAUCUUGGGUUUGGCUGGUGGAUAUUCCGUGGGUGUUCAUUGGUAUUAUCUGAAUCCAACCAUUCCACUCCAAAUCAACUGAUGUGGGUUGGCAAUGAAUUCCCUGAUCUGGUGAGAGAGAUUACUCAUUCCCUGGCUGGGGUAUGUUCUUCACAUUUUUUCUUUCACAAAGAUGCUUUGGGUUGGCUACAGCUGAAAUUUGUACAAACUACGGGGGGGGGGGGGGGGAAAGAGUAAAGCAGAAAAACACGCUCGAUCUUUCUCCCAUCCCUGCCACUUGAUUUGGCCUGUAGUGACUGGCAACUUCUUUCUCCUCCCGCCUGCCCUUGUGCCCCUCCCUCGAAGUAUUGUGAAGCAUGGUGGCGAGAGGCAUCAGAGGAGGGGGUAAGGGGAGGAGCAAUAUUGGGACGCAAGUCAUAUAGCGUUUUUUCUUCAUUUUUAAAAUUAUUUCAUUCGUAUAAGAUGUCUUUCACUAUAAUAAAUCCUUCAGAACAUGUUUCAACCAUACUUCAUUGCUGAAGAAAAAGCCUUGGGUCGUUGUGGGUGAGAAGGUUGUCUUCCUGAGGGAGGUGCAUUUCGGUGUCCCAUGUUUGAGACAAUAGAUAUUUUAUGCUCUCUUAUUAUCCUCAAAAACCUAGUAGUUUCUCUGUAAAAUGGUAAAUACUACAUUGCCAGCUUAUUAAAGCACAUUCACUGGUUUUAAUUUAAAGUAACAACCCUAAAACUAACUAGGAUGGAGUAAAAUUCAAAUCAAAUAGAAAUAUCAAACAUAUUUAAACCAUUCUCUUUGAGUAUCUUGUUCAAAUAAUCAGGCUAUCCAUUUCUAAGAGUAAAAUAGUAGGUACCUGUUCUUCCACCCCAAGAGAAGCAGAUUUUGAUUGUUUUAGCAUUUGAAUUAAUCGUUGGCCUCUUUCUGACUGUUUAUGAGUAGCUUUAUUAAGAUCCGUAGCGAAUUGUGCAAAGGCCUCUAAUUCUGAGAAUUGAGUUAGUUUCGGUUUAAAUUUCCUAGCUAAUUGUUUCAUGGGAUCCCCACUCUCCAGUUUUUGUAUAAUUAGACUCUCAAGUUGGAUGACUGGAGUAUGGGUCUCUAUGUCGAUAUAUAUGAAUAAUAAUAAAUGGGCAUUUAAGGAGGAAGAUAGCCAUUGUUAUAAAAGAUUACCUGUGUAGUUGCCACCCAAAAAAAAUAAAAUUCUUAUUCCUUUUGUAAAGUAUGAAGUUGAAACCGAGUAUGGUUGAGGAUGUGGAAAGAUAGUUGUAGUAGACUAAGCCAAAUAAGCUGUAAUGUUCUUAAUCCAAGGAUUACCAGUUAAGAUUCGCGUUGAAAUCAGGAUAUUGUAUAGCCUUCCUAUAUUGUGAAAUGUACAGACACUCAGAAGGCCAUAUGAUAUUUGUUGAAAUAAGGAUAGCCACUGUUACUCACGUAAUAAUUUGCAGCUGGAGGAGAAAUGAUCCUAGUUGCAUGAUGAAUUAUAUAAUCUGUUAAAAAAAUCAUGCUCAGCUUGCAUCAGUAUAUAUCCUUGAAUUUGUAGAGGAUGUCUCUAUUAAUGAAUUUACUAAAUACAGAUAUUUUCCUUUUUCCUAUAUUUAUAUCUGGUCAAGAUCCAAAAGUUUUCCUUCCUGUUCCUAUUCUGUUUCCUUUUCUAGUGAUAUCCCGUCUGCUUCGUGGAUUCUCAUUUCCAUUUAUUGGAUCCUUUGGUUAGGAAAACGGUCUUUAGUUUUAAGAAUGCAAUUUCUAAUUUUGCAUCUUACUCGAAAUGAGGCAGUCGUGUACAUCCAAAUUUAUGCUGUCAUUAACUUAGGAACUUAUAUUUAUUUGGUUGCAACUUCUCACAUUUUUUCAGUUAAUAUGUCACUGAAUCUGUUUCUUUUGACUAGUUGCCUUCAGCCCUUCGCUAGUAAUUCAUAUCACUGACCGACUAAGACUGUUAUAUAAUAUGUCCUUGCGACUUUACUUUUUUUUUUUUUCUUUUUUUUCAGUGUAGUUUCUUACUAAAUUUUGGAUAUUUAAUCUGUAGCUAUCAUCCCUUCGCCAAGAACUGGAAGAUGCAAAGCAGGCCGUCUCAGAGUUGGAGAGCAAGCUCAAAUUCAAAGAGGAAACCUCCAUGGCAGCCAUUGCUGCGAGGGACGCAGCUGAGAAAUCCUUAAGGUUGGCUGACAUGAGGUCUGCCAGGUUAAGGGAGAGGCUGGAGGAGUUGACCCAGCAACUGGGCGAGUCAGAGAACGUGGAGGAAUCCAGGAGUCAACUACGGCAGAGAUAUAUCUGCUGGCCAUGGCAGUGGCUGGGGUUGAAUAUUGUCCACCAUCAGGUUGCUACCCAGGAGAGCUCUAAUGAGAUGGAGCUCUCAGAACCUCUCAUUUAG
Molecule: messenger RNA, 8952 nt
Organism: Spirodela intermedia
Lineage: Eukaryota; Viridiplantae; Streptophyta; Magnoliopsida; Alismatales; Araceae
Source: the annotation of a GenBank genome assembly